UUAUUUUCUUAGCUUGUCCUACGUGGGUGCUAGUAUAGAGACCUGAGCUUCCAGGGGCUUCACUACCUCAGGGUCCCACCUCAACCUGCUCAGUAAUGGAUGCCAGAUUUUGACUGGGACCCGACAGCAAUCUGGAUUUGUUAGUGAGCUUGGUGAUACCAUUUUCACUUGGAGCCCUUUUUUGGUGAGCUUUUCUGUGUGUCUCUCCCUUCAGGAUCCUCUUGGCCUUCAGUGAAGAAGACCAAUUUGGGAAAGGGCCCCCCUGUCCCAACACAACACCUAACCGCCCCAUAGGCAGGUCAACAGCAUUGCCUCCUUUAGGGAAACUCUCUUCCUUAACUGUUGCAAGGAACUCCCUUCCUCCCACAGCUCCAGCCCUGUUGCUCCUACUUUUCAACAGUGUGUGCUGACCAGAGCAGAAAACAGCCUGAAAGCGCCUGAGCUUGAGAACCAAGAGCUGCAGGAGCAAGGCAACAGGAAAAUCCUCCGCACAGAGGGAGAACUGCAGCAGCAGCAGAGUGGAACUGCACAGGCGUCAAGCGGAGGUGAAACCUGCAGCAUUGCUGACACUCCUUCUUUCCAGAGCGACAGCAGCAGCGUUUCCUGCCUAAGACGAACACAAGUCCCAGAGCUGCCAGCCACCCGCUCUCAGGAGCACUGUGCUGCAGGCUUGAAGCCGUGCCACUGGGAGAGACUCGGAGAUGGCCGAAGGGGAAAUAACAACGUUCACCGCCCUGACCGAAAAAUUCAAUCUUCCACUGGGGAACUACAAGAAGCCCAAACUCCUGUAUUGCAGCAACGGAGGCUACUUCUUGAGGAUACUUCCAGAUGGCAAAGUAGAUGGGACAAGGGACCGAAGCGACCAACACAUUCAGCUGCAGCUAAGUGCGGAAAGCGUGGGUGAAGUAUAUAUAAAAAGCACUGAGUCUGGACAGUUUUUGGCUAUGGAUACCAAUGGACUUUUAUAUGGAUCACUGUUACCGGGUGAGGAAUGCUUGUUCUUGGAAAGAGUGGAAGAAAAUCAUUACAACACGUACACGUCUAAGAAGCAUGCAGAUAAAAACUGGUUCAUUGGUUUAAAGAAGAAUGGAAGCUGCAAACUGGGACCGCGGACUCACUAUGGCCAAAAGGCCAUCCUUUUCCUUCCUCUGCCCGUGUCCGCUGAUUAAGGGAAGUAUCCAGGGUGCCAUAAAAUGACCCUGAGUCUUAAAUACCAACUUCUAUUCCUUCUCUCUCUCUUUCACUGGGCAGUGUGACAAAGAGCUUAAUUUUAGAUCCAGGAAUUUUAAAUCUAAACACCUUAAAAAUAAAAUAGAGCUAUUUAAUUUUGCACUAACCAAGUUUAACGUGGAGGUGAGGAAAACACUUGUAGAGCAAUGGGCAGGUUGUCUCUCCAAUGCAUUCUUGUUGACGAGUCUCCAUUGUCAGACCUGCGCAACAGAAAGCACGUGUGAGGCACAUCUGAGGCAAAAUGUGUGCACUGAAAAAUGCAAAAGGACUCCAAAGAAUAUACAUAAACUCGUGUUUCAAAGGGACCACACAGGAAUGUUACUGCCCUAAAUGCAUGGCUUACUAGAACUCUAAAUCAAUCACACCUAGAGAGAACAGGUGCAUGUUUUAUAUUUCCAUAAAAGUAAAACUUCCCUAGAAUAUAUAGGUAUUUUAAUGUAAUCUAGACAGUAUCUAAUAUACACUUCAAAAAAUUUAAAACUGCAUCAGUAUUCAAUUUGUCAACUGAAAGCAGAAUUCUGCACCUAUCCUAAUUGUGUACAGCUCAACUAACCAUGACCCAUACUCUUGAAAACUAGACAUCUAAGCCAGUCAAACACUACUAAUAUUACUAUAUUUCUUGUUAAUAUCCUUCAUAUGUAAUUUGUAUUUAUUAAGUGACUCUGUAUACAUUAUAAAGAGUUCAAUAAUAUGAAUUAUAGGCAGUCAAAGCCAGUUAAUGUUAUCUCAAGAAGGAUGCAGAUGGGAUAAAGAGGGGUAUGAUUUUGACAAGAAAGUCUGGGAGAAAGGUCAUGGGGGAAAGGGUAGUCAUGGAACUAUAUUACCAGGGUGGAUAAAAAUCAAUGAUUAAAAAAAAAAAAAUUGGAAUGUUUUUAUUUAAAUCGGAUUUUUUUGAUAAAAUACUUAGAGGAAAAAAACCUAUCUGAAGAUAGUUUUAAGAUACAUUAUAGCUCAAAGAUAUCUCAUCAGGGAAUAGGGAUUAUAAAUUCUAAUUCUAUAGUAUGAGACAAUAUAUUCACGUAAUGUUUAAGAAAAGUUUUGUAAAUGAAUUCCAAUAGUUCAUGGAUUAGGGACCCAAUCUUAUGGGGUUCCAGGGGCUUCUGUAUAGAUUAUUUAGGUUAAUCUUUCUAUCUACUCAAUGGGACUCAAUGCUCAGUCUAGAGGAUACCAUCAGAGAUGCUUAGUUUUGCAGUUCUCAAACUGUGGAUUUGUGUCUCCGGAGACAACGUACUUGUUAACAGCAAAAAUGUUUUAAAAUAAAUAAAUAAUAUAUAGAGGGGAGAAAUAACAGACCUCAACCCUAUUGUCCCUCUGCAAAUUUGUGUACACAGAGUCAAUCCCUUACCUCUCUCUAAAAGUGCAAAGUUUCAAAAAGUUCAAUGAAUAGAAGAUUGUUGGGGGUGGAAUGGAUCUGGACAAGGAGAAGAAGUCUGGAGAUAAUGUGAGAAGGGAGGGACAGGCAGUAGAAACAAAAGUGAAACUGUUUGAGGAGCAUAUUCCAGAAGUCUUGAGGUCUUUCUGAGUGUAGCCUUCAUUGAUUUGAGAUCUACCAUAUCAUUCUCUCACUAGAAGGGAAAACCUAUAAUGGAAGCAGGCCGUAAAAGAGACCCAGUUUGGGAAUAAGAACCAUUCAAGAAAUAUGUUUGCUGAUGAUGUUUAAAGAAAGUCACACCAGUGAACUGGUGGAAGUCACUUAAGCACUUGGAUUUAGAGACUGUUAAAGUGAUAAUCUCACUUUAAACAGCAGUAGCUUCUUCUGCCGGUAUAGAUAGAAUAUUUUCUUCCUUUGGUAGGGUUACCAUACGUCCGGAUUUUCCCGGACAUGUCCGGCUUUUGGGGGUUCAAAUCCCCGUCCGGGGGGAAAUCCCCAAAAGCCGGGCAUGUCCGGGAAAAUCGGGAGGGAGGGAUGGAGGGCUCGGCCGGGGCCGGUGCGGGGCCGGGCCGGGGGCAUGGUGCCGGGCCGGGCACGGUGCCGGG
Messenger RNA from Malaclemys terrapin pileata, 3207 nucleotides. It is a transcript of the gene FGF1, whose product is annotated as fibroblast growth factor 1. Gene Ontology annotation, biological process: regulation of cell migration; fibroblast growth factor receptor signaling pathway; animal organ morphogenesis. The record is from RefSeq and is a predicted model, not a curated record. Gene Ontology annotation, molecular function: growth factor activity; fibroblast growth factor receptor binding. The coding region runs from base 702 to 1169 and encodes 155 amino acids. NCBI's taxonomy places the organism in Eukaryota, Metazoa, Chordata, Testudines, Emydidae. Gene Ontology annotation, cellular component: cytoplasm. The transcript has 5 exons.